This is a messenger RNA of Erpetoichthys calabaricus (reedfish), 1959 nucleotides long. RefSeq names its product Kruppel-like factor 3 (basic) (gene klf3). The transcript has 6 exons. NCBI's taxonomy places the organism in Eukaryota, Metazoa, Chordata, Cladistia, Polypteriformes, Polypteridae. The record is from RefSeq and is a predicted model, not a curated record. Gene Ontology annotation, biological process: regulation of transcription by RNA polymerase II. Gene Ontology annotation, molecular function: DNA-binding transcription factor activity, RNA polymerase II-specific; RNA polymerase II cis-regulatory region sequence-specific DNA binding. The coding region runs from base 76 to 1113 and encodes 345 amino acids.
ACCGCCCUCCUAGAGACUCCCCGCCUGGACAGACAGUCAUGUGAUGGGAAAGCUGAGGGCCGCCACUUUAAACAGAUGGGCAUUCAAAGUUUUCAUGUGCCAGCUGGCAAAAUGCUGAUGUAUGACUAUAUGCCCAUUAAGCAAGAACCAAUGGAACCAUACUAUCCUAUAUACAUACCCCAAAACCAAGAGAAAACAUCGGAAAAAUACCCUUCAAUGUAUUCCAGUGGACAAAGCAUCAGGACAUUUUCACACCCUGAUGGAUUGUUAUGUGAAAGCCAGAUGGAACCAGUAGAUUUAUCUGUGAAGCCACGGAAUUCACCCCCCAUCUCAUCAAGUUCACCUUCUUCACCAUAUUCAUUGACCAGCCUAUCCAACACUAGUAUGCAAGGCAUAAUGCCUCACUGCAGCCCAACACAUAAAAGAACUUCUCCAAAUGUUCCACCUCUGACCAUACCCAUGCCUUUUCCAAUUCUGCCUAACACAGGACUAUCCAGUCAAGGGAUUUUUUCAGUUAUACCAUCAGUAGUGGUGCAGCCAGUGUCUCUGCUUUAUUCUCCUCAUCUUUCUCAACCAUUAAUGGUCCCCUCAGUGAUGAGUGAUGACAUAAGAAGUCAUGCUAAUCAAGUUAAUUCAAGGCAAGAGGAAGACAUUAACAAAGAAUACAUCCAUUCCAUUAAACAAGAGCCAAAGCAAGAGAAAGAAUGUUACACUGAAGAAGUUUCAUCGUCUGUCAUUACUACACCACACAUGCAAAUGCUACAUGAAAGUCACACACCCUCAGUUAUUGUUCGGUCAAUCAAGCAUCCCCUCCCUGUGGAAUCCCCAGAUACUGUGAGAAAACGACGCAUUCAUAGAUGUGACUAUGAAGGUUGUAACAAAGUCUACACGAAAAGUUCCCAUUUGAAAGCUCACAGACGAACACACACAGGUGAGAAGCCGUACAAAUGUAUGUGGGAUGGAUGUACUUGGAAGUUUGCCCGCUCUGAUGAACUCACAAGACACUUUCGCAAGCAUACUGGAAUCAAGCCAUUUCAGUGUCCAGACUGUGACCGCAGCUUUUCCCGCUCAGACCACUUAGCUCUUCAUAAAAAGCGCCACUUGCUCGUUUGAACAAAAAAGAAAACCUCCUGCAAUUACAAAAAAAUCACAGGGAUCAGGUCCAGCUGGCCUGGAUCAUUAGAAAUCUGUCAUACGUAUUGUUUUCAUUGGUCAGUCAGUACAGUUGUACAGUAGCAGAUAUUGCUAACAUUUAAGUAAGGUUUUUCAUAAACCACGGGUCAGACCUAAAUAAUGUGAACAUGACUUUUUCCUUUAUCUGUGUUAUUGUUUUUUGAGUAAAUUGAAUACAAAAUACAUUACAAAAUAGAUGUGGACAGUGUUUCGGUUCCUUUUAUGAUUCUUUACAUUUAUAACAUUUUUAUUAUGUUUAUUGAGGAAUUUAUUGCCAGUGGUUUGUUUUUGUCAAAAGUAUGAAUUUCAAUACCAGGUAGUACUGGGUAUUGUGUUACCUUUAAUGUUUUCUUUAUGUUCUAGGCAUUUGGUAAAAAGAAAUAUAUAUCAAUGUAUUUUUAAUAUUCACUUGGCUUACACUAUAUUAAUUUGAAGGGCUUGUUAACUAAUACAAAUGUGUCAGUUGAUAUUGUAAAAAAAUUAUUUGUGCUUACUUUAAACAAAACAAGGUAGUCUAAAACAGCAAUGACCAAAUUUUCAGCACAUCAAUAGGUUUAAUUUUUCUCAUGCAUGUCUCUGUUAAUGGGAAUUCCCCUCAUUUGGAAGCAAAUGUUCCUUGCAAAGAGAUAUCAUUUGAGUGAACUAAGGCUCAAACCAGGGAACAUCUACAAAUAAAUGGAAUUAAGAUUUAGUGAAGGCCAAUUGCAUGGUGAAAACUGAAAAGAAAUACUAAAAGGCAAUUUUGUAGCCAUAGCUCCUUCCUGAUUUGUCAUUACUACAGUAAAU